Molecule: messenger RNA, 294 nt
Organism: Leptosomus discolor (cuckoo roller)
Lineage: Eukaryota; Metazoa; Chordata; Aves; Leptosomiformes; Leptosomidae
Source: RefSeq, a predicted model, not a curated record
AUGUCGCUCUCCAAAAGGGAACUGGACGAGCUGAAGCCAUGGAUCGAGAAGACGGUGAAGCGGGUCCUGGGGUUCUCGGAGCCCACCGUGGUCACGGCCGCGCUGAACUGCGUCGGGAAGGGCAUGGACAAGAAGAAAGCGGCCGACCACCUCAAACCCUUCCUGGACGAUUCCACCCUGCGGUUUGUGGACAAGCUCUUUGAGGCGGUGGAGGAAGGCCGAAGCUCCAGGCACUCCAAAUCCAACAGUGACCGGAACCGGAAGCGAGAGCUGAAGGUGAUUAUUGAUUAUUGA